GCGAGCGAGCGGGCGAGCAGCCGCAGUGGCAGUCGCGCCGCAGCCCCGGCUGGAUUAAGUUAUAUAAGCCCUCCCCCUGCCCGCUUGGCGAGAGGCGAGGGGAGGGGGCUGCCUUCCUUCCUUCCUUCCCUCAGCCUCUCUCCUCUGUCUUUGAUUGCCGCUCAGGUUGGCGUCGGGAGCGGGGCUGCGCCUGGCGUGAGGCCCAGGCCUCGGGCUUCGGACUCGGCCCUCGGGGUUGCCAUGGUGACGAGCGGGAGGCAGCAGCAGCAGCAUCAGCUUCGGUGGGGUUGCCAUCAUCCGUGAGAGAGAGAGAGAGAGAGAGAGAGGAGGCAGCCGAGAAGGAAGGAGGGAAAGCAGGCGGAGAGGCUUCUCCUCCUCCUCGGCCAUGGACGACGGCGGUGGCGGGCCCGAGCCCCCCGCGGUGGGCGAGCAGCAGCCUUCGGGGAAGCUGAACAAAACCGCCUUCAAGCUGUUCAAGCGGAGGAAAUCCGGCGGCGCCAUGCCAAGCAUCUUCGGCGUGAGGAGCAGCAAAGGCAAAGGCGACGGAGGAGGAGAGAAGGCAGCCGUGGCGUCGCCUGUGCCUGUUCCCGCGGGGGGCCUCGUGAGGAGCAAGACCCACGACGGCUUGGCCGAGGUGGGCCUGGAGGGCGCCCCCAAGGAGGAGGAGGAGAAGGAGGAGGCCUCGUCCCCGCCGCCGCCCUCCUCCUCGUCCUCUUCCUCAGCGGCGGUGGGCAAGUCGCACAGCUUCUUCUCCCUCCUGAGGAAAAACGGUGGUGGCGCCAAAGGAGAGAGGCCUAAAGGUCGAGGAGGAGGCGGAGGAGGAGGCCUCAAAGGCCUCUUCAACAGCAUGAGGUGGUCCAGGAGGGAGGCCCACAAGCCUGGAGGAGAGAAGGCCGACUAUGGAGGCACGCCAGGCCUCAUGCCAGGCUCCCUCACUGCCAGCUUGGAGUGCAUCAAAGAGGAUGCUCCCAAACAACCACCCCCACUGUCUCCAUCCUCUGGAGGAGGUUCGCCAAAGGCUUCUUCGGAUCUGCAGCUAGACUCUGAGGGAGACAAGGGUCCAGAGCUGGACGACACUUGGGAGCUGAUGCCCGCCUUGCUCAGCCCCCUAGGAGAGGACUUGCCUGGGAUGCUGGCCCAGGUGAAGAAGGGCAGCGGGCUGGAGUCGCCACCAUCGCCGCAGCCUCGAGAGAAGCCCCAGGAGGACGAGGAGGAAAAGGAGGUGACAUCCCCACCGAGCCCCGCCAUAACAGGAUGUGGGGACAUUAUUGCGGACCACGAGGAGGACGCAAGCAGCGGCGGAGGCAGUGGAGGAGGAGCGGAGAAGGGCACUCCCAGGCUCAGCAAAGCCGGGGCCGCCAAAAAGCCUCCCAAAAGCGUCGGCGGAGUGUUGAUGUACCAAGGAGGCGGAGAGGAGAUGGCCAGCCCCGAGCAAGUGGGGGACACCUGUGCCCCGGAGUUCUGGGAUGUGUUGUCACAGACUGAGGGGAAGGAAACGGCGAGAGGGAAGGAAUCCCCCAAGGCCUCCAAAGAGGUCAAUGGUGCCAAAAGCGUGCAGGACGGAGCCUCGGCUGGGCAGCAUGGAUCCACGGCCGGGCAGCACGUCGGUUUCAACCACAGCCACAAAGAAGACCAGAAAAGCAGAGACAAGGAGCAGCAGGAAGCCAUCCCCAGCGGCGACGAGGGCUAUUGGGAUUCCACGACACCCGGACCUGAGGAGGACACUACCAACAAUAUCCAGAAAGAGGUGAUUCCCAGGGAUAGCUACAGUGGGGAUGCUCUCUAUGAUCUCUACACGGAACCAGAGGAAAACACAACCGCCAUGACUUCAGCGGAAGACGUCACUGCUGGGACCUGUGGCAAGCCGCUGUCUCCGGUCACGACCACGUGUCCGGUCAAAACCCACACAACAUCGCUCAAGGACUCCAAGAUACCCAUCAGUAUCAAGCAUUUUACAUCACCGCACAGCAGCCAUGGCCCAGAUACCAGUAACAGCCAUCACAUUGCACACCCUCACCCAACCAAAAGUGAGAUCCCAAGAACAAAAAUCCCCGUUUCUAAAGUGCUCGUACAGCGGGCUGGUUACCGGAGCUUAGCAGGGACAACAGGUAAAGCAGCCACAUAUCAUGAAAGUGCCAAAAAAUAGAUCGAGGUUAUGAUGAUCACGCAAAUCUUUGCAGAAAAACAUUGUAGUAAGUGGUUUGGCAUCACCUAAAGGAAGAGAUUUAUCUACACGUGUCUUCUGUGAAUAUAAGGGACACGUGCUUCUGAAUUCCAUCUUCAUAUAUAGAGUAUAUAUGUGAUAUCCGGUUCUUUUGGGGCACUUUUUAAACAUUUGUAUCUUUCACCGAAGCACUAAACCACUUGGGAGACCACUUUUACAUGCCUUUUGUGGAAGCAGGACUUUGGGAAUAUAAUCAAUAAAGCAAACACGUGCCAUGAAUACUUCAGCAUGAAUGGAGCUAUAAGAGAGAGGACCAAAAGCUUUCCUGCAUAUAUGAUGGGUUUUUAAAAAAAUUACUUUUGUUUUAUUUUAAACAUUUUUGGCCUAUACUGAAAAAUGAUGCCUGCUCUAAUAAUGUGCAAAAAUGUCAAGCAAAAUAAUAAUGAUGAUUGGGUUGCUGUCAGUUUUCUGGGCUAUAUGGCCAUAUUCCUGAAGCAUUAUCUCCUGAUGUUUCAGUCACAUCUAUGGCAGGCAUCCUCAGAGGUUGUGAAGUUCAAACCUCACAACCUCUGAGAAUGCCUGCCAUAGAUGUGACUGAAACAUCAGGAGAGAAUGCUUCAGGAACAUGGCCAUACAACCCGGAAAACUCACAGCAACCCAGUGAUUCUGGCCAUGAAAGCCUUCGACAAUACAAUAAUAAUGAUAAUAAUAAAAGCAACAACAGUAAAACACCAGGUAGUUAAAGAGUAGUUGAGAUUUUUUAAAGAGUACUAUCAACCAGCAAGAAAUUCAACUGGUGAAAGGUAGUAGAGUAAUGAGUUAGGUGGAUUUCUAUAAUAAGAUAUAUUUUUGUUUGUCUGUUUGUGUUGGAUCCGCCCUAAUGUAAGUGGUUAAUGAAGACGUCUAGUAAACUCAGAUGUUUACACCAGUAUUUUUCAGAUGCAGAAAAUAAUCAGGUUCAAAGGAAUAAUUUUCCUAAACACCACUAUAGAGACAUCUAUAAAAUUUUAUGCAUUAAAUUGUUCUCCAUGUAUAAAUAGAUGCAUAUGUUAAUUUUAGUGCUACUGUUUUUUAUAUUAAAAUGUCUUUCUGUAUUUACUAGAGUUGAAGCAAAGUUAGUUUUUAUAGAUGGAUAAUUUUACAAUUCUAAAUGUAUGAACAUUCUUUAAAAGUAGAGCAGAAUUUUAUAUGGGCUCUAAUGCCACAAGAUAAACAACUCUUGUUAAUCUUAAAAAAGUGAUGCAUGCACAACUCCAAGGUUUAUCUAUCGUUUUGUAAACCCCAUGUUUUCAAGCAUAAAAUACAACACUUCCAUGCUUGAAAACAUGGGUUAUUGCCUAAGGCUGCACAACCAUUGAAUGUGUGUGUAUACACACACAUGCAAAUAUAUUCCAAGAGAUUAUUAAAUAUGUUUGGUGUAUUAAAA
Anolis sagrei ordinatus is the source of this 3590-nucleotide messenger RNA. It is a transcript of the gene AMER2, whose product is annotated as APC membrane recruitment protein 2. Gene Ontology annotation, molecular function: beta-catenin binding; phosphatidylinositol-4,5-bisphosphate binding. The record is from RefSeq and is a predicted model, not a curated record. Gene Ontology annotation, biological process: regulation of canonical Wnt signaling pathway. NCBI's taxonomy places the organism in Eukaryota, Metazoa, Chordata, Lepidosauria, Squamata, Anolidae. Gene Ontology annotation, cellular component: plasma membrane.